Molecule: messenger RNA, 1654 nt
Organism: Rhopilema esculentum
Lineage: Eukaryota; Metazoa; Cnidaria; Scyphozoa; Rhizostomeae; Rhizostomatidae
Product: kynureninase
Biological process (GO): NAD+ biosynthetic process
Cellular component (GO): cytoplasm
Molecular function (GO): kynureninase activity; pyridoxal phosphate binding
Source: RefSeq, a predicted model, not a curated record
CGGCGGCAAAACCUCGUGUAUGCAUUUCGUGCAAGAUGGCCGCGGAAACCCUUCGUAAACUCGCCAAAGAUCUGAAUUGUGAUAUACAUGAUGAAAAACUUGCAGCACACCUUGACAGUAUCGAUGAACUGAAGUUUUGCCGAUCAGAAUUCCAAUAUCCGAAAAAUAAAAAUUUGCCGCCAAUUGAUUUGAACCUUGUUGAUGGCGAUGAGGAUUGUAUCUACUUGUGUAGCAACUCUCUUGGCUUGAUGCCAAAAAAGACUGCAGAUUAUGUUCAAAAUGAAGUCAAGAAAUGGUCAGAAAUGGCUCUCUAUGGCCACCAUCAUGGUGUUUUUCCAUGGGAGAAGGCAGAGGACUUUGCAGUAGAGCCAUCAGCAAAACUUGUAGGUGCAAAGCCUGCAGAAGUAGCCAUUAUGAACUCACUUACCGUCAACUUGCAUUUUCUAAUGAUCCCAUUCUACAGACCAACUCCAACAAGGUAUCGUAUUCUAAUCGAAGACAAGGCCUUUCCAUCUGACCACUAUGCCGUUGAAUCGCAAAUUAGGUUCCAUGGAUUUGAUCCAAAAGAUGCCUUGAUUUUAGCAAAAAUAAGAGAGGGGGAAGAAAACUGGAGGACCGAGGAUAUUGUGAGCUUAAUUGAAAAGGAAGGAGACAGCAUUGCAUUAGUGCUCUUCAGUGGCGUUCACUACUAUUCUGGUCAGUUAUUUGACAUGAAAGCAAUUACCGAGGCAGGACAUAGAAAGGGGUGCAUUGUUGGGUUCGAUUUGGCACAUGCUGUUGGUAAUGUACCGAUGAGCCUUCAUGACUGGGAUGUUGAUUUUGCAGCUUGGUGUACUUAUAAGUAUUUGUCCAGUGGAGCUGGUGGUAUAGCUGGUAUAUUCGUAAACGAGAAACACACCAAAGACGACAGCAUACCCAGACUGAAUGGCUGGUGGGCUCAUAGGCUCGAAACUAGAUUCACAAUGGAUAACAAAAUGGAUCUAUCGCCUGGUGCUGCUGGUUUUAUGAUAUCCAAUGCAAACAUGUUCGCUACCGUAUGCCUGAUAGCGUCUCUUGAAAUAUUUGAUCGCGUUGGAAUGGAGAAACUUAGAGAGAAAUCUCUUAUGUUAACUGGAUAUUUGGAAUUGCUCAUAGAAGAAAGUUUUGGGAAAGGAAAAGAUCCAGCUGGAAAAUUUUAUAUUGAAAUCGUCACUCCUCGUGAUCCGAACCAAAGAGGAUGCCAGCUGUCAGUGAGAUUCUCACUUCCUAUUAUAGACAUAAAAAAAGAGUUGGACAAAAGAGGCGUUGUUUGUGACAAGCGAGAACCAAAUGUUUUGCGUGUAGCCCCUGUACCUAUGGUUAACAAAUUUCAUGAUGUCUGGCGUUUCAUCAAAGUUCUGAAGGAAUCUGCUGACACUGUUUUGGCGCAGAUUGGAACUAAAUGAUAAGAAUGCAAGUUACUUUCUAGUUUAUAUAAAAUAUUGUUUGUCAAGGCUGAAUAGAAACUAUUUAAUGACUUUUACUUCAUGGCAUAUUCUGCCAAUAACUGAAUAGCUGGGUAGGUUUGUAAACGAUGAUAUUUUGUAGUAGUAUUUUACCUCUGGUAAAUUAUGUUUGUAUUUAAUCAGACCAAAAUAUAUAGAGUGACAAUUUCAACAAAGUACUAUACAAUCAA